GGGGAGGCCUACGCCGACGACAUGCCCCCCUUCGACGACCCGGACGUCUCCCUCGCUUACAUUGAUGAAAAACUACAAAAUGUACUAGGCCAUUUUCAAAAGGACUUUGAAGGAGGCGUUUCUGCAGAGAAUCUAGGAUCAAAAUUUGGUGGAUAUGGCUCAUUUUUGCCAACCUACCAGCGUUCCCCCCUUCUGCCCCACACUAGAACUCCACCUAAGGUGGCAAAUGCUAGCUCAAGAUCUCCUUAUCACCAGUCUACUGAGGAUGUGUGUCAGAACCCUCCGGCUAUGGCCGUUCCAUCUGUUUCCCAGAAUAAUGGUUCUGUGGCUCCUUUUUCUGGUGAUUCAAUUAAAAAGGAAAGAUGCGAAAGCACAGCGUCUAAAAGGGGCUCUAGCACCCAUGAUCCUUCAAAUGGCCCAUCUAAGUCUAGCGACCAGAAUAGAUUUAAAGUACGGAUAAAAGUUGGUUCCGACAAUGUCUUGGCAAGAAAUAAUGCAGCUAUUUACAGUGGUUUGGGCCUUGACAUUUCUUCACCUUCAUCCGUGGAGGAAAGCCCUGAUGGGCACGGGGGCCUCUCCCCCGAAUUUAGCAAUGUGCAACUUGAAUCUCCCCGGACCAUUCUUCAGAUCAUGACAUGCUUUUCAGUUCCUGGAGGGUACUUGUUAUCCCCUCUUCAUGGCAGUUUGUUGCAACUGACAAAGAAGGUUGUGCCUUCAUUGAAGAAAUGGGAAACAAGCUUGGAGAUAGAAAAUGCACAGGAAGCAUAUGGAGGGCAUGUGGUUAAGAAAAUGAAGUCUGAUGGUAAGAAAAAGAAACCCACAGAUAUGAAGAGGUCAAGUAAUAGAAACGAUGUCAGUGCAUUUAUGAAAAAUGAGAUCGAUGUAGAAACACUUGCUGGCCAGAAGAUUGCAUCAGAAGCUCUCAGCAUACCGUCUAGUCCCAGAGGCAUGGAUGCAAACAGCAAUUGUCAAUUUGAAGAAGAAGCAACAGGAAAAUCUUUGGAAAGAAACAAAGAUGAUCGAUUGAAAGAAUGGGCUGUAAACAGCAACAGCAAGACAAUCACAGCUGAAACUGCCAAAGAGGAGACUACCGACUGUUUAGCAAGUGGUGGUUUUGGCAGCUCAGAAUUGGAACUUUCAGCAGCAAAGAGGGAGCUGAAACCUGUGACAGAAAAGACAGCGUUGACUUUAGAAGAGAUGAAUACAACCAGUGACACAGAUUUUCUGUUGGAUAGGAAACAUGAAAGAAAAAUAAAGCCUGAGAGUAAAAUCAAUCCUUCUGUCAUUAACUUUGAAGAAAACGCAGUUAUAGAUGAAAAAGCUCCUGCUGUUUGCAGAAGCAUGGAGAAGGUUACUAGCAAAGAGGCUUCACUUUAUGAUACAAAUGUGAAAAGUAACACCAAGAGUGAGGCCAAAAGAAUUCACAGGGAACAAAAGAAGAAUGCUCCAACAUCUUCUGAUCUUCUGGAUGUUGACAAGGGUGCUCGUUCUUCUGCUGGAGUUAAAGAGAGGAAAAACGAUUCUCACUCCAAAUCUAGCCACUCCGGGAAGAAACCCAAAGCAAAACCACAUAGAGAUGUCAGGGACAGUUUGCCUGACGGAUCCCAUGGAUCCAAAGAGCAGGAUAUAUUGGAGAAUGGGGUUGGAUUGGGAGAGUUGCAGCCAAAGGAAAAAUAUUGGAUCAAAAGGGAUUCUGAUAUGCUUGGGGCAUCAAAGAGGGAGAUUUCAUCUAGUGCAAAGCAUGACAGACAUAUAGCUUCUGAGGAGCAGAAGAUGCAUGUACCUCCAUCUUCUGUAUCGACUGCAAAUGCAGCUCCUGCACUUCAAGCACCUGUCGUGAUAGAGGAACAUUGGGUACAAUGUGACAUAUGUCAGAAAUGGCGUCUCCUACCAUAUGAGUCGGAUCCUGAUACUCUUCCAAAGGAAUGGAAAUGUAGCAUGCAACUGUGGCUGCCUGGGAUGAAUAGGUGCGAUGUUGGUGAGGAGGAGACUACAAAUGCUCUGAAUGCACUAUAUGUCAUUCCACCCCCUGCCAACGGUAUUCCUUCAGUUGGUCAUCCUCAUGCUGCUUCUUCUGGACUGGCAACAGCCAACACGUUCAGUAUAAAUGGACAUGCUGAACAGAGUAGGAAAAGGAAGAGUUUUCCAGGUGAUGGAAGUGCUUUGGUUGACAGUUCUCACCCAACACAAGCUUCAGCUUAUUCAACGAUCACCCAACCCCCUCCUAGAGUUAGAAGUACUGCUGAUACUAAUCACUAUCCUUCCGAGAGAGAUUCUGUGAGCAAAUCAGUUGACGUUUCCACUGAAAAGAAGAAGUCCAAGAGCAAGAAUCGUGGCAGCUAUUCUGAUGGAGGAGAUCUUGUGGAAAGAUCCAAGAAGCAUUCAAAAGGAAAAGGCAAGAGGGAGAUGGAUUAUGGUGAAUACAAAGCUUCUAAGAAAAUUAAAAAGGAGGAGCGGCAUCGUUCUAGCAGAGACCGGAACCCUGAAUGUGAUUUAGCUAGUGGAGACGUUCCUGAUGAGGCCAAGGCUUUUCUUGCAAAGGCAAAGAGUUUGGGUGAGAAGGGUGAUAUUUCUUCAUUGAAGCAAAAAAGUGUUGCGAGGUCUGAUCGUUUGGAGAAGUCCAAGAGAGACAAGGAUGAGGAUAUAGCUCUUCCUGAAGAUAGGAACAAGGAACAAUACCAAACCUCAGAUGUACAGAGAUCAGACGUUUCUAGCAAGAAGAGGAUAGUGAAGGAAUGGGAGGAGAGUCAGCAUAGUUCAAUAGCUCAGGUGAGCAGAGGAACCACAGUGAAUCACAGCUCUGCUGCCAAGGAAACUCAUAAGGAUCAAAACUUAAAGGAAACAAAGUCCAAGCCAAUAAAGUCUGAAGAACUGUAUUCCACGACGGAUUCUAAAUUAGGAAAAGGUCUGCACUCUAAUCAGAUUUCUUCUUAUUAUGGUGGUCAUGUAAACAAUGAACUUGUGGAGGAUAGCACACACUUUGCUGGUAAAAGAGGUCCAUCCGAAGUAUUAGAUAAGCGAUCUUCUGAACAUGCUUUGGACUUAGCUGGAGCUGCUUCUAGUGAUGUUCCGACCACAGCCAUAGCUUCAAGUUCUUCAAAAGCUUCAGGCUCUCAGAAAAAGAAAAAUAACUCCCAAGUUGCAAAGACUUCACCGAUUGAAUCAGUUUCCUCAUCACCACCGAGGAACUCUAACAUUGAUAAGUUCUCCCAGAACAGAAUAGUGGAGAAAGAUGGGCCUAUGAAUGCUAACCCAGGCACCAUGCCGAGCUCAGUAAAGUAUCUCAAUACUGAAGUUGAUAUAGUAGACAAUGUUCGGCAGGCUAAGAAGUCCAAGGAGAGUUUGCUUGCAAGUGAACCUGUCUUACAUGGCUCUUCACAAGGAAAUUCUGACAAAGAUGAUGAAUUAGUUCAGUUAACUCAAGGCCAUGCAUCCGAAAGGUUUUCAUUGAGAAAGGGUUUGGAUGAUGAUCAGCAGCAUGCAUCUGGGAGAAAGGACUCCACUGUGAAUGGCUCCAGCACAGCGAGGGGUUAUAACCACCUGCAUUCUGGUGAUAAAAAUAACUUGCGCACUGAUGGCUCUUUAGUGCAACCUAGGACUGCAGCUUCGGGCUCGAAAGGAGAUUUGAUCGCGAUUGAAAGUAAGAAAACUGCAGCUCCUAUCCAAGAUAGAAAUGGAUUAACUCAUUGUGCUCUGGAUGGAAAUCCUAAACCAGAGGUGCCAUCUGGAAAAGAUAAAUCUUAUCCCAAGAGUAACAAGCAAGAUAUGGAGAAGCCCAAAGCCCAAAUUGCCCCUUCGCCUCUGAAAGAAACCCACUCCACUCCAGUAAAAUCUAAUGCGUCAAAAUUGACACCACAGUCAAGGCGAAGCAGUGAUGAAAAUGGAGGGCAACAGCGUGUUGCCAAACAGGGAACUUCAAAUCCUACGGAUGGGAAAGAUAGUAAUUCAACUGCAUAUGCUCUCAAAGAAGCUCGAGAUUUAAAGCACAAGGCUAACCGUUUGAAGAAAGAAGGAAAAGAACUUGAAAGCACAAGGCUCUAUUUUGAGGCAGCCUUAAAAUUUCUGCAUGUAGCAUCACUUCUGGAACCUCCUGGUAUUGAUGGUCUGAAACAAGGCGAUGCAGCUCAGAGCAUGUAUUCUGAUACUGCAAAACUCUGCAAGUAAGCUACACAAAUAUAGAUGAUAUAUUGUUCUAC
Molecule: messenger RNA, 4196 nt
Organism: Triticum urartu
Lineage: Eukaryota; Viridiplantae; Streptophyta; Magnoliopsida; Poales; Poaceae
Source: RefSeq, a predicted model, not a curated record